This is a messenger RNA of Apus apus (common swift), 1259 nucleotides long. It is a transcript of the gene PTTG1IP, whose product is annotated as PTTG1 interacting protein. The coding region runs from base 34 to 534 and encodes 166 amino acids. Gene Ontology annotation, biological process: protein import into nucleus. The record is from RefSeq and is a predicted model, not a curated record. Gene Ontology annotation, cellular component: cytoplasm; nucleus. Lineage: Eukaryota; Metazoa; Chordata; Aves; Apodiformes; Apodidae. The transcript has 7 exons.
UUCUCCCCCUCCCGGCCCCGCUCCCGCUCCGCCAUGGCCUGGGCGCUCCGGUUCUGCUCCGCGCUGGCCCUGGCGCUGCUCCCCGCCGCCCCGCAGCACCUGCCGGCAGACUGUCAGCAGUACACAAACAGGAGCUGUGAGGAGUGCCUGAAAAAUGUCACUUGCCUGUGGUGUGCCAGCAGUGGGAGGUGUGUGGAGUACCCCGUCCGGAGAGUCCUCCCCCCCGCCGACCUCUGUGAGCUCCGCUCCGCGCGCUGGGGAGUCUGCUGGGUGAACUUUGAAGCCCUGAUCAUUGCGAUGUCUGUGGUGGGAGGAACAAUCCUGAUCAUGCUGGGGGUCUGCUGCUGCUGCUGCUGUUGUAAGAAAAAGAGCAAAAAGCCAGACAAGGACGACGAGAGAGCGGCCAGGGAGCGGGAGCGGAGGCGGGUGCGGCAGGAGGAGAGGAGAGCAGAGAUGAAAUCACGACACGAUGAAAUCCGAAGGAAAUACGGCCUGUUCAAGGAGGAGAACCCUUAUGCCAAAUUUGAGAAUUAGCACCUCCAGACCUGCCCACCCAGUGCCUCCCUGCAGAGCCACAGGACUCCACGAAGAGACCCCUGUGGUGCCACUUCCCCCUUCAGCUGCCAGAGGAGACGAGACAAAUGCUUGAUGACACCGUUGUCCCCACUCCAGAUGCUCACUUGGCUCCAGAGCUUUCCUCUUGCUCUGCUGGUGCAGGAAAAUGUGGUGGCACUCCUAGAGGAUGACACUUCUCACUCACUCCUGGGGUGGUAACAAGAGUCCAAAGCAAUGCAAGUAACAUUCCUUGUCUCUGGCCAAGGGUAAAAGCAACCUGUGCACCUUUCUUGCUCCUGCCCCACCAAAUGCCUUUCACACACACACACACAGACAAGCUCUUCUAUCUCCUUUUGUUGUUUUUUUUUUUUUUCCUUCCUUUUAAUCUAAGCAAAAGCCAGCAAGAGUUUCUUGACGUGUUGGCCUUGGCUGUUACUCCAGGUGCCUGUUCUUGUCCCAGCACAUUAGCAUUCCUUUCAAAAAGCACAAGUUCCUGGUUGUCUCGGGCUUCCAGAAGGAAGGUCCCACGUGCACGUUCUCACUUGCAACUAAUCUGGGGAAAUGCCCCCCCCCACUCUCCUACCUCUCUGUGCCUUUCUAGAAAGGUGGUCUCCUGGGCUUGGUGGCCACGGCUGAUAGCAAUACUGUAGGAGUCAGAUGCAUUUACAAUGUGUUGACUAUAUAUUAAACUGAUUUGAUUACUA